UCUCUCUCAAAAAAGAAGAGCGAACGCCUUCGAGUUAUUGUCUAGUUGUUAUUUCAAGAAAUGGACUUGGCUUUAUCCAUGGAUAAUAUUGUUAUAUCCAAUGAAGAAGAAAAUUCUUUGACGAAGGCUAUGAACCUUCCUGCUGGUUUAUAUCUUAACAUGGUUUUAAGAGCUGCCAUUGAACUUGACUUAUUUGAGAUCAUAGCAAAAGCUAAUACUCAACUAUCUUCUUAUGAAAUAGCAUCUCAAAUUCCCACAAAAAACCCUAAAGCCCCACUUCUUCUUGAAAGGAUUCUAAGGUUUCUUGCAAGUCAGUCUUUUCUCACAUGCAAUAUUACAAAGGAUGAUGAUGGGCAAACUCACACAUCAUAUAAUUUGACACCUUUGAGCCAGAGUUUAAUCUCAGAUGAAAAUGGAUCAUCAAUUGCUCCCUUUUUACUAAUGACUACUGAUCCAGUAGCUGUCAACUCAUGGUUUCACCUGAAAGAUGCAAUUCUAGAGGGUGAGAUACCAUUCAACAAGGCCCAUGGAGUGCAUGAAUUUGAAUACCAUGGAAAAGAUAGUAGAUUCAAUGUGGUGUUCAACAAAGCUAUGCAAAACCACACUUGCAUUGAAAUGAAUAGAAUUCUUGAGUGUUACAAAGGCUUCCAAGGAGUAGACGAGGUAAUAGAUGUGGGAGGUGGACUUGGGAUAUCGCUAGCUUCUAUAUUUCUAAGUAUCCUAAAUAUCAAGGGUACCAAUUUUGACUUACCUCAUGUCAUCAAAGAUGCUCCUACUUAUGCAGGCAUAGAGUAUGUGGGAGGAGAUAUGUUUAAGAGUGUUCCUAAAGGGGAGGUAAUCAUUCUGAAGGUCAGUUCUCUAGCCAUAUAUAUAUAUAUAUAUAUAUAUUACACUUAUUUAUUGCUCCCUCUAUUUAUGUGAUAUUCGAUUCCUUCUUAUUAGUCUGUUUAUAAUUGAAAAUGACACAUUUUUAUAUUGGACGAUAAUUUAACUUAGAUUUUAGAUAUAUUUCACCCCUAAUAGCAUGUUAUAUAGCCACAUAAAUAUUACGGCAUAUGUUUAAGAUCAUAAAUUUCAAAAAUAUUUCUUUUCUUUCUUAAAUUUUGUGGUUAGUUAAACACCACUGUAUAAAUUGUAAGGGAUAAGGCAUCAUUACCCCCCUCACCUAGUAGCGUUUUUGCUACGACACACCUUACCUAAUGUUUGGUCCUAUCACCCCCCUAAACUAUUUAAAACCGUAAUUUUUUACCCCCUAAACACUGAUGCCCACUCUCAUAUGGGAGAGUGACAUACACUCUCCUUGCCACAUGUGCAUUUAUUUAUUUAUUUUCUUUUUUAAAAAAAAAAAAUCAGCUUACGUGUCAAUUUUCAAGAAUAAAAAAAUAAAAAACUGAUUUUUCUUUUAAAAAAUUUAUUUUUAAAACCCGUUUUUUUUAAAAAAAAAUGAAAACACGAAUUAAAAAACUGAAUUUUCUUUAAAAAAAUUA
Molecule: messenger RNA, 1487 nt
Organism: Lycium barbarum (goji berry)
Lineage: Eukaryota; Viridiplantae; Streptophyta; Magnoliopsida; Solanales; Solanaceae
Product: myricetin 3-O-methyltransferase 3-like
Exons: 4
Coding region: 61-921 (286 amino acids)
Biological process (GO): methylation
Molecular function (GO): S-adenosylmethionine-dependent methyltransferase activity; protein dimerization activity; O-methyltransferase activity
Source: RefSeq, a predicted model, not a curated record